UCAGGAUUGUGAAAUAGAGCUCGCAGCAAGAGAGAAUCUUAAAGGCAACUCAUCGACACAGAGGAAAACAUCUUGGACCGUCUGCUGAAUCCUAAAACAGAAAGAUCAGGGGAGUGUUGGGUGAAAUUCUUCCUUCAAGAUCGACCUGAGCAGAGGGACACGAUGUCGCCACUGGCUCUUCUGGCGGCUCUUCUCGCUCUUCAUUUACAGGAAGCCAGAGGCUUUGAAGGAUGUCAAGGCAAUGGACUCAGGGUUAGUUGUGCUGGACUGCGUCUCAAACAGGUCCCAACUCUUUGGCCAAACAUCACCCAUCUUUAUUUAGAGACGAACCACAUCGGGGAAAUCAACAGCACUUCGCUCCGUGGUUUCCCGGAGCUGCUGGAUUUAGACCUCGGAAAUCAACAGGUGCCACUUGUCAUCAGGAACGACGCGUUCCUGAAGCAGACGAAGCUCAUCCGCUUGGUCCUCGGGAACAAUCUGGGCCUUAAACUGGAGCUGAGAAGUUUUGCCGGGAUGUCCAGUUUACGGAUGCUCUUUUUGGACCGGUGUAGGUUAAGAGACUCCUUUCUGACGGAGCGCUUUCUCCAGCCGCUUGAGUCUUUGGAGUUCCUCUCCCUGUUCGGAAACAACAUCGAGAAUCUCCGCCCUGGACUUUUCUUUUUCAGCCUCAGGAAGCUGAAUCAGCUGGACCUGAAGCUGAAUCAAAUCCAGCAGUUAUGUGAAAGUGAUCUUCUGGGCUUCAGAGGGAAAAGCUUCUCAUAUCUCAACUUGAGUUCCAAUCAUUUGUUCAAAAUGUGCGACGGCAGCUUCGACUGGGAGAGGUGCGGGAAACCAUUCAGAGGAAUGACCUUUGAUAUCCUGGACCUCACCUCAAACGGGUUCAACACCACCGGGGCGGAAGAGUUUUUCAACUUGAUGGAGGAGGCGCAGAUCUCCGAACUCAAGUUCUCGGCCAACAUGGGGAAAGGGUUCGCUCAUAAGAACAACCCAGACCCAAACAAGGGGACGUUUAAGGGCCUCAACACCAGCUUUGUGGACCGUAUGAAUUUGUCUGGAAACCGGAUUUUUGCCUUAGAGGAGGCCGUGUUCAGCUGUUUGAGGAGAACCAGAGUCAUCGACGUCUCGCUCAACAAGAUCAAUCAGAUCGAAGAUGGGGCGUUCAACAAUCUCCAGUCGAGCCUGCAGUGGCUCAACCUCUCCUUUAACCUCCUUGGAGAGGUUUAUGAAUCCACCUUUAAAAACCUGACCAAGUUGAGGAUUUUGGAUUUGUCGUACAACAACAUCGGACAGCUGGGACCCAACGCUUUCGAAGGACUUCCAUAUUUACGAACGUUAUAUCUCACCGGGAACUCGCUGCGGGACCUGGGUUUCCCGGCUUUACUGCCGAACCUGGAUUUCCUGCUGCUGGGUGACAACAGGCUUCAACAUCUGUACGACAUCGCUGCGUGGGGCCGGGCUGCUAUUCACCUGGACGUCACUGACAACAGGCUGACCAAUUUACAGGACGUCUAUUCUAUCAUCAGGCACUUCAAGUUUCUGAAAAACUUCUUUUACGGUGGGAAUUUCAUCCGCUGGUGCGCCCUUGGCUCCAACGAUGUGAUUCCUCGUAACGGCACACUGGAAGUUUUGGACCUUCAUCGCAGCUCCCUGCAGAUAAUUUGGUCUCAAAAGGUUUGUCUUGAUCUGUUUGACAAUCUGGACUCAGUUGUGGGUCUGAAUCUGAGCUUCAACGCUCUCGCAGCUCUGCCGCCCGGGAUUUUUCGUGGGCUCACUUCAAUGGCAGUGUUGGAUCUCUCUUCAAACUCCUUGACUUAUCUUCAGCAGGAUGUUUUUCCCAGACACCUGGAGACUCUUUUCAUCUCAAACAACUUCCUGGCAGCUCCGGACCCGCAGACCUUCAGAUCACUUCGCUUCAUUGACCUCGCCAAAAACCGUUUUCACUGCGACUGUAAGCUAGAGCCCCUCCUGGCGUGGAUGAAUGAGACCAACGUGACCUCCAUGAGUCCGCUGGAAGACAUGAGAUGCGAGUUUCCUGCUGCGCUCUACAACGUCCCCCUGCUUGACUACUCAGUCGUCGUCGAACCAUGCAAGGAAGAUGAUGAAGAAGACGUCCGGGAGCUUCAGUUUGCUCUGUUUGUCUUCUCUGCCGUCCUCGUCGUCUCCGUGGUCCUCAGCGGGAUGGUCCACGCACGACUCCGAGGUCACAUCUACGUCAUCUACAAGAAGAUGGUUGGAAGAGUUCUGGCGGGUCCCAAGCAUGAGCCCCACCUGGAAGAUAGGCAGUACGACGCCUACCUGUGCUUCAGCAACAAUGACUACCAGUGGGUGGAGACGGCUCUGCUGAAGAAGCUGGACAACCAGUUCGCUGACGAAAACCUUCUACGCUGCUGCUUUGAAGCCAGGGACUUCCUCCCCGGGGAAGACCACCUGUCCAACAUCAGAGAAGCCAUCUGGGCCAGCAGGAAGACCGUGUGUGUGGUCUCCAAAGAGUUCCUCAACGACGGCUGGUGUCUGGAUGCGUUCACUCUGGCCCAAGGUCGAAUGCUGGAGGAGCUGACGAACGUUCUCAUCAUGUUGGUGGUGGGGAAGGUGACGCAUUACCAGCUGAUGAGGUUCGCUGCAAUGAGAGCUUUCGUCCAGAAGAGGGAGUACUUGGUCUGGCCCGAGGACCCGCAGGACCUGGACUGGUUCUACGAGCGGCUUCUCUCUCGGAUCCUGAAGGAAAAGAAGCUGCAGAAACACGUGGAGGGUGAAGCAGAACCUGAUCUUGAACCUCAGAACCAGGACGGGAUUCAGUUGGAGGACUUGCGCGCGAACUGAAGAGGAUUCACAAGGUGCACCGCUACUCUUUCGUUCCCGGGGGGUUAUUGCAAAUGUUUACUGGUCCACUACUUCUAUUGAAAGCUGUCAGAAUUGGAUUUUUGAUAUUUGAGAAUGUACUAGAAGUCAAGUAAGAAUCACAAGAAUCAAGCUCAUUGUAAUGUUUUUCUUUUUUUAACGUGUGAAAUUAAUGUUUUCUUUCUUUACAUUUCUCUUCUCCUGGGUCAAAAUCAACAGUUAAUUCAAUUUAUGUCACUUGAAUAAUAAAACUUAAAUGAUAGCAAGAAGAGAGCAUUUUAUACAAGUUAAAAAAUUGUGGGUUUUUUGUACGUAUUCAUCAAGUGUUGCG
Molecule: messenger RNA, 3169 nt
Organism: Synchiropus splendidus (mandarinfish)
Lineage: Eukaryota; Metazoa; Chordata; Actinopteri; Syngnathiformes; Callionymidae
Gene: tlr5a
Product: toll-like receptor 5a
Exons: 5
Coding region: 163-2820 (885 amino acids)
Biological process (GO): immune response; inflammatory response; toll-like receptor signaling pathway
Cellular component (GO): membrane
Molecular function (GO): protein binding; transmembrane signaling receptor activity
Source: RefSeq, a predicted model, not a curated record